Molecule: messenger RNA, 784 nt
Organism: Neltuma alba
Lineage: Eukaryota; Viridiplantae; Streptophyta; Magnoliopsida; Fabales; Fabaceae
Product: kunitz trypsin inhibitor 2-like
Exons: 1
Coding region: 23-670 (215 amino acids)
Molecular function (GO): endopeptidase inhibitor activity
Source: RefSeq, a predicted model, not a curated record
GCAACAAGGAACAUCCCGAACCAUGAGUAGUAUCCCAAUUCUUCCCAUCCUCUUCUUCUUACUUCUUUCCUUCCCCGCGAAACUACUGUCCUUAAGAGCUGCGAGUUCGGAUCCAGUGCUUGACACUUCAGGCAAAGAGCUCCAACCCGGUGUCCAAUACCAAAUUCUUCCGGCUACCGGAGGCUCUUUUACUCUCGCCGGCUAUCAGAACGACACCUGUCCCCUUGUGGUCGUCCAUGCCCAGUCACAGAAAGCUGAUUCCCUCAAGUUCCCGCCGGUAACAUUCUUGCCGGCUGAUCCGAGCGCCCAUGUGGUUCAAACCUCCACGAACGUGAACGUAAAGUUCUCUACGACGUCGUCGAAACCCUGUGGGAGCUCAAUGGUGUGGAGGCUGCUGAAAAGGAUAACGGAAGCCAGAUUUAUUAGCACAGACGGCGUUGAAGGAAAUCCUAACGUAAACACCUUCGUGAACUGGUUCAAGAUCGAGAAAUUAUCUUCCGACGGUAAAAGCGGCGGCGCCUAUAAGCUCAGGUUUUGCCCAACGGAAGUCUGCAAAUGCUCCGUCACGUGCAGCGAUCUUGGCAUUUUUGUUGCAGAUGACAAGAAACGGUAUCUGGGUCUGGCCGACAAGGUCGAACCGAUCAGCGUUGUGUUUAAGAGGGCGAGCUAAUUCAUACUUAUAACUAGUGAUAAAUAAUGUUGGUGAUCACUUAAUUAAACCUUGUUUAGCAGCGGUUUAUGUCGUCUGAGAAUUUAUAAAUUUUAAUAUAAUGAUGUAGUAUAA